AUGUCGCUGCUUAGAAUUAUUCUGAUAAUCAUAUUUUUGAGGAUAGUUUCGUCCAUACCUGACACAAUCAUAUCACACUUGAGUGCUGAACUUCAAAUAAAAAUCCAAAUUUACUUCGGCCUUGGAAACGACUUAUAUGAUUUUUCAAGAUUAGAUGGCAAUUACCAGAAAAUUAUCAUUUCUCAUAACAUUAGUGAAGAGUUUAAAACCUAUCACGACGAACCUGUGCUUAUAAUAAUACGACUCGAAAGGGAUUUGAAUUUGAAUUUGGCCACUUUGGAUGUGUUAAGAUCGUAUCUCACGGAUAGGCAGUACAAUGACAUUUUGCUGAUAGAUAAUGAUGAAGAAAAUCUAAACAGUUAUGUGGAUAUACGUAAAGCAUACUGGAAUGCAGGCUUUUCACAAGUGCUAAUUUAUAACUCGCAGCAACGAACGUGGUCAAUAAAACCCUAUCCUUACUUGCAGAUAAGGCCUACAAGCUUGAAAGAGUAUAUUGAAAACAGGAACACCCGUAACUUGAUGGGUUAUCCACUGCGUGUUUUAGUGACCAACGACCCACCUCAUUGCUUUGUGGACAAGGAUGAACUGCCAGGUUCUCCGAAUCGUUAUAAAGGCAGUAUAGUCACCAUGUUGAAAAUAUUUGCUGAUCAACUCAAUGCAACUUUUCAAGCGAAUCCUUUUCGUGAAUUUCGUCGCUAUUCCACCGCAGACUGUGUGCAGAUGGUCAGUGAUGAUGAAAUCGAUGCCUGUGGCAGUAUCUUCAUAAGGACCUACACGUAUGCCACCAGUCAGCCAGUUCGCUUGAAUCGUGUGGUCAUAAUGGCGCCAUUUGGAAACCCCAUCGAGAAGUUCUACUAUUUCUUCAGGCCCUUUGACUUGUACGUCUGGAUCGGAACUGGUAUUAUAGUGGUGUAUAUAGCGGUAAUGGGUUCCUUGCUCCAUCGCUGGCAUUUCAAGGAAUGGAAUGUGGGUCAGUAUCUCCUGCUGGCCGUACAAACUCUGCUGAACCGGGAAUUAUCUUUGCCGCAGUCUUCGAGUGGCUCCAAAUUUAUGUUACUACUUCUGCUAUUCGCUAUUGGAUUCAUUUUGUCCAAUUUAUAUGUGGCACUGCUGUCCAUGAUGCUGACCACAAAACUGUACCAGAGACCCAUUGAAAACUUGGCCGACUUGAAGGCGGCAAAUGUGAACAUACUACUCCAGACGCACAACAUCAGACCCAAUUCAGUUUACGGCAGCUCGGAGGAGUUGAGGGAGAGAUUCCUUCUGGUGGAGGAAUCCCAACACUUGGAGAAGAGAAAUGGCUUGGAUCCAAGUUACGCCUAUGUAGACUCGGAAGACAGAAUGGACUUCUAUCUAUACCAACAGAAAUUCCUGCGAAGGCGCAGGAUGAAGAAGUUAUCCAAUCCCGUGGGUUACACCUGGGCCGUUCAGGUCAUCAAACAAAACUGGGUCCUGGAAAAACACUACAAUGAUCAUGUGCAACGCUUCUUUGAGACCGGCUUGCAAAAUAAGCUGGUGGAUGAUGUCCACGAGUUGGCCGUAAAGGCUGGCUUCCUGCACUUCUUUCCUACUCAAACUCAAACCAUUGAACCACUGCGACUCGAGGAUAUAGUGAUGGCUGCCAUGGUCUUGGGCGGCGGACACGCCCUCGCCGUGAUCUGUUUCCUGGUCGAGCUGUUCGCCUAA
Messenger RNA from Drosophila melanogaster (fruit fly), 1686 nucleotides. It is a transcript of the gene Ir48c, whose product is annotated as ionotropic receptor 48c. The record is from RefSeq and is marked reviewed. Gene Ontology annotation, biological process: monoatomic ion transmembrane transport; detection of chemical stimulus involved in sensory perception. Bases 1 to 1686 code for a protein of 561 amino acids. Lineage: Eukaryota; Metazoa; Arthropoda; Insecta; Diptera; Drosophilidae. Gene Ontology annotation, cellular component: plasma membrane. The transcript has a single exon.